AUGAAUAAUUUCUUUGCUCCUCAAAAUCCCUCACUUUUUCCUGCUGAUUUCGGCAACUCCCCAGCAUUUCAGUUCAGCAGAUUCGUACCAAACUUACAAAAUUGUCAUACAUGUGAUCCAGCGCAAGAGUUCACACCAAACUCCUCGUACAUCAGCAGUAACUCUACCUCUGAUGAAGCUGAUGAUAAUCAGAUCAGUAUAAUUGACGAGAGAAAGCAGCGGAGAAUGAUAUCUAAUAGAGAAUCUGCUCGAAGAUCAAGGAUGAGGAAGCAAAGGCAAGUUGAUGAGUUAUGGUCCCAAGUUCUGCAUCUUAGAACCGAGAAUCAGAAUCUCGUAGAGAAGUUGAAUAGUGCGGCGGAGAGUCACGAUAGGGUUGUUGAAGAAAAUGCACGGCUCAAGGAAGACGCUUCUGAUCUUCGCCAAAUGAUGAUUGAUCUUCAAAUUGGAGAUUCUUAUACUGUCUUUAGUGAUUUUCUUGAAGAACUACCUUGCAACACAGCUCAUCUCAUGGCUGAAUCUUCUAACCUGUCCAUUACUACUGCCACAAAUCUUCUUCACUAA
This is a messenger RNA of Fraxinus pennsylvanica, 561 nucleotides long. Lineage: Eukaryota; Viridiplantae; Streptophyta; Magnoliopsida; Lamiales; Oleaceae. The record is from the annotation of a GenBank genome assembly.